UCAUAAAAAUCAUCUAUUUCUCUGAUCCAGCGUCGCCCAUUUUAGCUUCAUCCUCUUCCUCUCUUUCGAAAUGGCUUCCAUUUUGGCACAGGGGCUCAUGACGAUGCUCAUUACUUGCAUGUUAGGAGUGUGUAUGGCCAACAGGGGCUUUGACCAUGGCCGUUUAGGCCACAGACACGUCUACCACCACCCAAACAAAACCCAGUCUGGCCCAAACAAGAUUACAGUAGGUGGUUCCGAAAACUGGCACUUCGGCUACAAUUACACUAUCUGGGCUAUUAAACAUGGCUCAUUUUAUCUAAACGAUAUUCUUGUUUUCAAGUACGAUGCCCCGACCAACAACACACAUCCACACAGCGUUUACUUGCUACCAAACCUUCGGAGCUUCAAAAAAUGCAAUUUCAGCGAGGCCACAAUGUUGGCCAGUCCCACACAAGGCGGCGACGAAGGAUUUGAGUUUGCGUUGAAGAAUCGGCAGCCUUACUACUUUGCUUGCGGCGAAGGCAAUGGAUAUCAUUGCAACUCUGGAGGAAUGAAAUUCGUGGUUUGGCCAACGCCUCGCGGCCAGAAUUUUUGAGGAAUAAUUUGAUGUUUUCUGCACAUCGACUAGAAUGAAGACGAUUUCAAAAGUAGUGACAUAGUCAUUAUAGUUUUCAUCACACAUGUAACAUUUUUAUUUUUUUCAUAGUUUAUUUUCCAAAGUAUACAUGCCUUUUUUCCUUUUUCUUUUCUUUUUUUUUUUUUUUGGUGGUUAAAUAAGUAUAUUAAUACAUGGUGUUUGACUACUGUAUUUUGAGUCAAUUUUGUCAAUAAGUCUACCCACCAGUCUUAUUGGUGGCAGUCCCGUGUGUUCGAUGUAUUUUUAUACAAAUAGUGAUAUUGUUUUGAAAUCACAAG
Molecule: messenger RNA, 897 nt
Organism: Ziziphus jujuba (common jujube)
Lineage: Eukaryota; Viridiplantae; Streptophyta; Magnoliopsida; Rosales; Rhamnaceae
Product: early nodulin-like protein 20
Exons: 2
Coding region: 71-577 (168 amino acids)
Molecular function (GO): electron transfer activity
Source: RefSeq, a predicted model, not a curated record